UACGUCAUCAACCUCAUCACUGCGUGUUCGUCGUCCGAGAAGGAAGGACCUCUGAAAUCUGUGAAAACAGACCGCGGGCUAAUGCAAAACUUAAACAAUACACAGUCUUUACAUCAAAAGUGUCCAUGCAAAGACAAAAUACAACCGGGGAAACCUCCAAACACAUGCGGAACUAACGUGUUGUCGCUGCAGUGUCGCUGCACGGAAGAGUGAAGUUUGUUCCUCUGAGCUGGUAAACAAAGCUAAAGCUGCUAACUACUACAGCAGCUGCGCAGUUUCGUUUCACAGAAAACACCGAGAACAGCCUCACUGACUGACACCAACCAGACUAGUCUGUUUACUUUGACACAGCUGGAUUUACCUGCAAGGAUAUCUAGAUAUCUUGGAGGGAGAGAGAGUGGCAUGGGCCGACUUUACCAAACUUUGAUAGCUGACUGCUGCUAAGCUGCAACAUACCCACACAGAGCCACCAUGAAGAGAAGAGCUGAAGCAGCGUCAGCACCACCGCAGGCGACAAAGAGGCCUCGUGAUGACAGAGCAGACAGCAGCUCAGAUGAAGAGUCGCAAUUAUCCAGACAAGACUCUAGCCAAAAUGAUUCCCUCAGUGACCAGGAGGAUCAAAGACCGGGAUUCUCCAUGCCCUCCAUAUCAUCCUUGGAUGACCAAGACGCUGACCCCUCACAGGCCUCCAAUGAUUUCUCUAUGUACAACACUGUGUCACAGAAACUCAUGGCCAAGAUGGGUUUCCGUGCGGGUGAAGGUCUGGGGAAGCUUGGCCAGGGACGCAAAGAGAUUGUGGAGGCCUCUACCCAGCGAGGGCGAAGGGGUCUCGGUCUCACACUGCAGGGCUUUCAGGGGGAGCUCAAUGUUGACUGGCGGGAUGAACCAGAGCCCACUGCCGAACAGAAAGUAGACUGGUUCCCAGAAUGCACCACAGAGAAUCCAGAUUCAGAUGAGCUGAGGGACUGGAUGAAACUGGGAGACAGAAAACUUAAAAUUGAGGAUGAGACAGAGUUUUGCACUGAAGAUCUCCUGCACACUCUUCUAAGGUGCAAGACAGUAUUUGAUAACCUGGAGGGCGAGGAGAUGAGGAGAGCACGGACACGCUCCAACCCCUACGAGACAAUCAGAGGAGGUAUCUUCCUCAACAGAGCAGCUAUGAAAAUGUCCAACAUCGACCAUUGCUUCGACCAAAUGUUCACCAAUCCAAAGGAUUCACAAGGGAAACCUCUGACAAAGGACCGUGAGGGCGAACUUCUUUACUUCGGGGACGUCUGUGCGGGGCCUGGAGGCUUUUCGGAGUACAUACUGUGGAGGAGGCGUUGGCAUGCCAAGGGGUUUGGCAUGACGCUGAAAGGACCCUGUGAUUUCAAACUGGAAGAUUUCUACGCAGCGCCGAGUGAGCUGUUUGAGCCUUACUAUGGUGAGGGAGGGGUGCAUGGGGACGGAGACAUCACUCGGCCAGAGAACAUGACUGCCUUCCGAAACUUUGUCCUGGAGAGUACAGAGAGAAGAGGGCUGCACUUCCUGAUGGCAGAUGGGGGUUUCUCUGUGGAAGGCCAGGAAAACAUCCAGGAGAUCCUGAGCAAACAGUUGCUGCUCUGUCAGUUCCUCACUGCUCUCUCUACACUCAGGACUGGUGGUCACUUUGUCUGUAAGACUUUUGACCUCUUCACUCCUUUCAGUGUGGGUAUGGUCUACCUGCUCUACCUCUGCUUCGACAGGAUCUCUCUCUUCAAACCCAUCACCAGCAGGCCUGCCAACUCUGAGAGGUACAUAGUGUGUCGUGGUCUGAAGCCCGGCUCAGACGCCGUCAGGGAAUACAUGUUCAGAGUCAACCUGAAACUGAACCUGCUGAGGAACACUGACAAAGACGUCACAGAAGUGGUUCCCCUGAGCAUCAUCAAGGAAGACGCCGACUUCUACCCGUUUAUGGUCAACUCCAAUGAGAGCCUCUGUGUAGUCCAGAUCAAGGCUUUGGCUAAGAUCCACGCCUAUGUCGUAGAACAGACCCUUUCAGAGCCGAGGCAAGCAGCCGUUAGGAAGGAGUGUCUGAAACUGUGGGGGGUCCCAGACAAGGCCAGAGUCACUCCUGCUUCCUCAGACCCAAAGUCAAAAUUCUACGAACUGAUUAAGAACUCAGAUGCGGAGUUGUUCCAGUCUAAGCUCACACCUCUCAACUCCACUACCAUCGAGAAGUUGCGUCAUAUCCUGGACCACAGGUGCAUUGUGGGAGGUGGAGAGCAGAUCUUCCUUCUCGCGCUGGGGAAGUCUCAGAUAUACACCUGGGAUGGGAAGAUGCCUGUGCGCUGGAGGAAACUGGAGAAUUUCAAGCUGGAGCUGCCAAGAGAAACACUUCUGAGUGUGGAGAUCGUCCAAGAGCUGAAGGGCGAGGGAAAAGCUCAGCGGAGAAUCAACGCAGUUCACGUAAUGGAUGCACUAGUACUGAAUGGCACUGAUGUAAGAGAUCAGCACUUCAACCAACGGAUCCAGAUGGCUGAGAAGUUUGUGAAGGCAGUGGCCAAACCCAGCAGACCAGACAUGAACCCCAUCAGAGUGAAGGAGGUUUACAGGCUGGAGGAAAUGGAGAAAAUCUUUGUCCGACUAGAGAUGAAGGUGACGAAGAGUUCAGGAGGAGUCCCACGUCUGUCCUACACCGGCAGAGAUGACCGACACUUCCUUCCCACCGGCCUUUACAUCGUUAAGACUGUCAAUGAGCCGUGGACGAUGGCAUACAGCAAAAACUCCAAGAUGAAGUUCUUCUAUAAUAAGACCACCAAGGACUCCACCUAUGAGAUGCCACCCAACGCUGCCGCCCCCUUCCAUGUUUGCCACGCUGAGCGGCUCUUCUGGGCCUGGGUGGACGGCGUGAUAGUUCACGAUUCUCAGACGCGGAUGGACCCCGGAAAACUGUCCAAAGAUGAUGUUUUGUCCUUCGUCCACCAGAAGCACCAUCCCUGAAACGCUCACAGAGCCCCAGAGCUUCAACAGCUACAACCACAGACAAAGAAUGCACUAACUUGUGGAGGAUAUAGAGCCUUAGAAAAGGUUAUUAUACAAUGCCUUAAUUGAUAUUUAUUGACAGUAAAAGAGGGAUUCAUAAAAUACUGCCAAAUAAAUAAGUUUUUAUGAAUCCCAGAUAAAUAUCAAUUAGCAAACUCUUUUAUAACCAUUGCCAAGGUCCUCUAUAUUAUGUCGCUUAGAGAAAUUAUUACCAGGUUGUAACUGGAGUUCUGAAGCUCAUGUGAUGAAUUGUUCACUGCUAUUUCCUGCAGUGACAUUUGGACUCUGUGUAAGCAACGAACAUUUGACAAACCACUCUGUCUUUCUGCCUUUUUCCACUGCCCUCCUUGGCUCUACGGAUUGUAAUGAAUAGGACUCGCCUCAUAGGACAAUAAGGAGACAAAAAGCUGUUGCCAUGGUCUCUUCAUUGGAUUGCAUGUCCCUGUAGAUACAAGUUUUUACAGUUCCUCGUCCAUACAAUGCUUGUGUGUGCAGGUGUGGGUGCGCAUAUAUCACAUUAGCAAUGACGAGAGAGAUGCAUCUGCGAUUUGGAUAUUGCUAGAUAGAGUUACAAAACUAUGCAUUCAUAUCUGUAAACACACAUUCUCGCCUGCCUUGCUCUACAACUGCCCAUCUCCUCAUCUCCAUAGAGACCAGGAUCUGUUUACCCAGUCCCUUACGCCCCAAAUGGCCCCCUUGUCGUCACUCCUGCAAAACAGUAGCUGAAGCCUAAAUACAACAAACACGUUAUUCAUGUUCAGGUUUAUCCUCGCCAUCGUUUCAACGUUCAUAUCAGUUACAGAUGUAGCAGCUUUUUCCCCCAUUCAUAACUGAUCUGUCACACGUUUGUUUGUGUGUGUGUGUGUGUGUGGGUUAAACAUUUGGAAGGCGUCCUUUUAGGUUUUAGGUUGUUUUUACUCCGGCUCCUCUUUGUGAUUGUGCCUCUUAUUGUCCGGACUAUGUUUUUUCUUAAAUACUGCAAAUGACUUAUUUUUUUCAUAUAAGUUAGCUAUCAAUCCCUAUGAUGUAAAUAAUUAUAAUGUAGUAAAUAAAUGGGAGAUGUUCUUCCCAGAAAUAACUUUCAA
This is a messenger RNA of Sebastes umbrosus (honeycomb rockfish), 4088 nucleotides long. It is a transcript of the gene cmtr1, whose product is annotated as cap methyltransferase 1. The record is from RefSeq and is a predicted model, not a curated record. NCBI's taxonomy places the organism in Eukaryota, Metazoa, Chordata, Actinopteri, Perciformes, Sebastidae. Gene Ontology annotation, cellular component: nucleus; cytoplasm. Gene Ontology annotation, molecular function: nucleic acid binding; protein binding; methyltransferase cap1 activity. Gene Ontology annotation, biological process: 7-methylguanosine mRNA capping. Bases 472 to 2961 code for a protein of 829 amino acids. The transcript is spliced from 24 exons.